Messenger RNA from Scedosporium apiospermum, 2796 nucleotides. RefSeq names its product Subtilisin. Gene Ontology annotation, biological process: proteolysis. Gene Ontology annotation, cellular component: membrane; cell wall; cytosol. Bases 1 to 2796 code for a protein of 931 amino acids. The transcript has 3 exons. Lineage: Eukaryota; Fungi; Ascomycota; Sordariomycetes; Microascales; Microascaceae. The record is from RefSeq and is a predicted model, not a curated record. Gene Ontology annotation, molecular function: serine-type endopeptidase activity; tripeptidyl-peptidase activity.
AUGGUUCGAACAAGCGCACUGCUGCCGCUCCUGGCGGCGGCCGGGACCGUGGUGGGACGCAUUGCCAUCCCCAACAGAUACGUCGUUGAGUUUGCAGAGGGUGCUGAUGUCACUGGUUUCUACGACAAGUUGGUGGAUUCCGCCAUCCGCGCUAGGAAGAACUUCACUUCCCAGUACUUCAGGGGCGCUUCGAUUGAGUUGACCAACCUUGACACGUCAGACGAAACCAUCGACGAAAUUAGAAGGAUGCCCAACUUGAGGGUGUAUCCCGUUACUCUGAUUCCUCCUCCCGAUGAUAAAAUCAUCUGGACUGGCACCCCCAACCCACAGACUCCUGCUCUCCAGAAACGCCAGCGUAAAGGUGGGAAGGAUGCAGACGCUCCGGAAAAGGACGUCUUCUCGACACAUAUUCAAACUCAAGUCGACCAGCUAAGAGCCAAGGGACUGACCGGAAAGGGCCUCCGAAUCGCUGUCAUUGAUACUGGUAUUGAUUACAAUCAUCCAUCUCUUGGUGGCUGCUUCGGCCCGGGCUGUCUAGUAAGCUAUGGGUGGGACUUUGCUGGAGACGACUACACCGGCGGCACGUCCACCCCUGUUAAGGACUGGGACCCGAUCGAUUGCAAUGGACAUGGUACCCAUGUUGCCGGCACUAUUGCCGCCCAAACGAACAAUGAGUUCGGCGUCGAGGGUGCGGCUCCUGGCGUGACACUUGGCGCGUACAAGGUCUUCGGUUGCAAUGGUGGUGUCGAAAACGAUGUCCUUAUUGAGGCCUUUAUCCGCGCCGCUGACGAUGGCUCUAACAUCAUUACCGCUUCCAUUGGUGGUCCCGCUGGAUGGUCGGAGGAUCCUUGGUGUGUCGCGGUUCAACGCAUCGUCGAGCGAGGUAUCCCUUGUACCCUCGCGGCUGGAAACGCUGGUGACCAGGGCUUAUUCUACGCGAGUUCCGCUGCCAGUGGAAAGGGUGUUAUCUCUGUUGCGUCGGUUGACAAUAUCGAGACUCCGGAGUUGGCGAGCGAGUCCAACUUUACGGUCGAGGGCGGUGAGAGUGGAACCUUUUUGUGGACUGCUGGUGCCCCCAAUAACUGGACCGGCGCCGUCGACCUCCCACUCCAUGCGUACAACUUUAAUAUCACGGACCCCGCCAAUGCCUGUGAAGAAUGGCCCGAAGACACCGAUCUCAGUGGACAAAUUGCCUUUAUUCGCCGUGGUAACUGCACUUUUGUGAAGAAGGCCCAGCUGGCCCAAGCUAAAGGAGCCGAAUACAUCUUGCUUUACAACAAUGUCCCUGGAAUUAUCACUGUCGAUGUCAGCGAGGUCCCUGGAAUCAAGGGAAUCGGCAUGGUAUCUCCUGAACAGGGAGAACAAUGGAUCGAAGACCUGAAGGGAGGCUCCGAGGUUCGAAUCACAGUUGAACCAGAAGACCUGUCCCAGAAGACCUUAAUUCUAAACCCUAACAAUGCCACCGGAAAUUUCGCCAGCCUGUUUACUUCGUGGGGUCCAUCAUGGGAACUUGAUGCUAAACCCAUUAUUGCCGCCCCUGGUGGAAGCAUCCUUUCUACCUAUCCUCUUCGCUUGGGUGGGUUUGGUGUCUUGUCUGGCACGUCGAUGGCUACCCCUCUCGUCGCCGGUGCCUUGGCCCUCCUCAUGGAGGCCCGUGGGAAGAUCACUCCAUCCGAGUUCGAGCGGUUGCUAUCCAACACGGCGCAGCCUGUCUUGUACAAUGAUGGCAAUGUCACCUAUGAUUAUUAUGCUCCGGUUGCUCAGCAGGGCAACGGGGUCAUUCAUGCCUACGAUGCGGCUUUUGCGACUACGAUUCUGGACAAGAGCAACCUGGCGUUCAACGACUCCGACAACCGAAUUGCUUCCCAGGAGUUUACCAUUGUUAAUCUGAGUGAUGAGGAGCUCACCUAUCACAUUGGAAACCUGCCUGCCGCCACCGCCUACUUGAAGAACAGCUCUGAUUCCAUCGCCACUUCGCUAUUCCCGAAUGAGCUCACCAAAGAGUACACCUUUCUCUCGUUUGACCCAGAGAGCCUCACUAUCCCUCCUGGUCAAGCCGCUGCGGUUAAAGUGACACCGACACCGGCUGGUUCUCUGGACGCUGGCAAGGUUGCCGUCUGGUCUGGAUGGGUAACGGUUAACGCUUCCGAUGGAUCUCUCUACCACCUCGCCUACCAGGGCGCUACGGGCAGCUUGCACAGUCAGACGGUGAUUCAAGACAUUGGCCUUCUGUCCAUCCCGCUUCCAGGAGGUCUAAACGAGACGAUUGAGCCCGUUCAAUCGAGUAACUAUACUUUCCGACUGCCGUUGCCCGGAACCGCCAAUCUCACGACCGCGAUUAAUCUCACCAGCACCAGGUUCCCCGGUGUCCUGAUCAAUCUGGCAGUGGGUAGCAUCUACGUUGACGUUGAAAUCGUCCGAAUUCUGCCAGACGGCUCUGAGUGGCAAUACACCGGGCUGCUCCGUGAUGGCCCCUUCCUGUUCAAUCCUCGGGGAGAAGGAGCGCCUCUGUACUGGGAUGGCGAGUUCCGUGAGGGCACAUUCGCUCCUUAUGGCACUUACAAGUUCAGGGUCAGGGCCCUCAAGAUCUACGGAGACCCGGAGAAUGAGGAUGACUGGGAGUCUGUGGAGACGCCGACGUUCAAGAUCUUGUAUGAGGAUAAGCUUCCAGUCGAGAGGCGGCCGGCUGGGGAGCCCAACCUCGAUAAUGUCUGGGGUUUGGGUCUGGGAUCCGAGUCUCGCUCCAAGGCUCCGACUAGCUGGACCGAUAGGAUCAAGGGGUGGCUUGGGCUAUAA